This is a messenger RNA of Adineta steineri, 984 nucleotides long. The record is from the annotation of a GenBank genome assembly. Lineage: Eukaryota; Metazoa; Rotifera; Eurotatoria; Adinetida; Adinetidae.
AUGUUUAUUAUUAUUCUUGGACGAUGGAUUUUACCUAAAGGAAAUAUUUCUCAUAGUGCUCUGUCUCAAUUAUUACUUGUUUAUUUAUCAUUAGCCUCGGAUAUUCUUGAUUUAUUAACAUUAUUUAAUGAAAAAGAAAUUCAAAUAAGCCCGUCAAUGGUACGUUCAGUUCUUACUGUUUUUUCUCUAUGUAUGCUUCAAUUUGCACUCAAUUUAACGGCAACUCGUGGUCGAUCAUUUCAUGCUGAACUUGGUGUGCCAGAUAUUGAAAUACAUCAAUCAGCACCGUCACAACGGCCAGUAUUACUAUUAUCUCCAAAACCAGCAUCACGUUAUCGACAAAUUUUAUCAAAAAUUUUAUCACGAUCAGAAUCUUCGCCUGCAACUGAACCAUCGGCGCAUAAUCAACCAGUGCAAACGAAACUACGAGCAACAACAGUUAGUCUUCAUCCACCGGAUAUCGUUAUUGAAAAUAUGAAUGCAACAACUACACAAGUAGAAUUCCAAUUAAAACCAAAGAAUUUAAUUGAUUCAUUACCAAAUAAAGAUCGACGAUUAGUAAAUUCUCGACUAUCAGUUGGCUCACUUUAUUCAAUGCAAUCAUUCCAUUGCAAUUCUACACGUACAAAGAGAAUGCCGCGUAGAAUGUCUGUCAAUGAAAGUGUAAAAUAUUUUGUUCAAUCACGACUAUCAAAAUUUAUUGGUUCAGAAAUUUGGUCAAUUCUUGUUACAUUAGCAUUACAAGAUGGUCCUUUUUUUGCAAUUCGUCUCACUGCUAUUAUUGUUUAUCAUGUACGAUCAUUUCUGACAUAUUUCUUUACAUUUAAAAAUUUUCUUAUUCUAAUUUUUCAAACGUAUCGUAUUGCAUCAAUAUGUUUAGAAAAAGAUGAACAGGAACAAGAGUUUAAAGAAAAAAUCAAUACUAUGAAACGUAUGAGUGCAACUGCAUCUCAACUUGGUAUACCACUUCAUAAGAGGAUUUAA